CUUGCGAUCAACAUUCACAUGAAGCUUGUGGCAUUCGAUACACACGAACCAUCACCAUCCAUCCAAUGUCCAUGUCUCCAUCCAUCCGGCCACCGCAUGAUGGACGAAUGUUAUGUUGUCAGCUAGUCCAUGUGUGCUGCACACACGCACGCGCACACGCACACUGACUCACCUGACUGACGCCCUCCGCCUCUUGCGCGCCUCUCUGUCUCUGUUUCUGUUUCUGCUGGUGGUGCUGCUGCUGGUGGUGGCGUGAGCACGGGGGGCGGGUGUGUGUGUCUGGUGGUGUGUGUGGUUGGGCGGGCGCGACGCGGCGGCGUGGCUGCUCGACUGGCUGAGGGCACUGACGAAGGAAUCCAAAUGGUCCCGCUCGUCAGGCGGGAGGACGUCGCUGUAGUGGUGCAGGAGGUGGGAUGACAGCGCGAGCAGGUCAUGGACGGCACUGGCCGACACGGCGCCCAUCUGACGCAUGGCCGUCUCCCGCCUCCUGAUCUCCACCAUGAACUGUUGGGUUUGCUGGCGGCGGGACUGGAUGUGGCUCGGGUCGUGCAUGGCGUGUGGCUUUGGCUGUGGCUGCAAUUCCCCCUCUCCCUCCCCUUCCUCCCCACAGCUGUUGAUGCUGUCAGCGGUGCGGCGCCUCUUGUAGUAGGUGCGUGCUGCGUUGACGAGCCAGUCGGGUGUGUCGGACACGUACAUCUCACUCAGACGGCAGGCGACCACCCACAGCCCCCUGCACAAACACAGAGACACAGACGGGGAGAGGGGAGCAGUGAGUGGAUGGCGUUGCACGUGUACGUCUGUGCGUGUGUUGUGUGUGUGUGUGCGUGGGUGGUUGCGUACAGUUGUGCCGCACACGAUGCGAUUUCUUCCUUCUUGGGUGGCCACGUCACCUUCGUACACUCUGCACACAUACACACACACAGAAACAACGACCCACCCCUGUGUCUCUGUGGUGUAUAUGAAAUACCAGGCGCCAGCAGCGAUCUGUUUGCUAUGAACUUGAGCACGCCGAGCUCCGCUCGCCCCAACUCCAACGUCGAGCCAGCUUGGUACGCCGGCAUCUGAUUGACACACACAUCCCACCAUGACCACACACACUCUCGUGUGAGCCCUUCCCCCGUCUCCACGAGUGUGGGAGUGUGUGUUUAGGUAACCUCGCCCUCGGUGUCUUGCUCGAAGAGUUUGGCGAUGGCUGUCUGCACUUGAUCCUCGGGCAACGACGACAAGAACUCCUGCAGCGUCAUCCUGUUGUGCUGCUGCUGGUGGUUGCUGCGGCCGGCGACACUCUUGGGCGGGCGGCCGCGUUUCUUUGGCUGGGCGUGGCUCGUGUUGGUGUUGCUGUCCUUGUCAUCGUCGCUACUGUCGAGCUCCGAACCAAGCUCCUGCAAGCAUGAUCCACGGAUGGGGAGACAGACAAACAGACAAACAAACAGACAGACAGACAGACAGAUAGAGAAACAGACAGAGAGAAACAAUGAAUCAAUCGCCUCGGGAGGAGCGUCAUUCUGUGCUGCUGCCGCUGCUGCCGCUGGUCCUGUCUCACCUGGACGUGGGCAGCGUUCAGCAGCAGCAGCUUAAAGCCUCUGUCGAUCACAUCCCAAACGUCGUCGCCUCUUCUUCUCAUUGCCACGAUGCAUCCAAGCAAAUAAGUCGAUCUGCUUCGGUCGAUGUUCACUCAAUACAUGUACUGUAUGUACACAAUGACAUUGGCGAGUGUGCAUGGGCAUCACUGCAUCACAUGCACGCAGUACACCAGGGCAGUGCAGUCCUCCGAUGUCCGCUCAGCUGAAGGAGAAUACCACACAUUGCAAGGCAGGUAGAUACUCCACUGGUGUCCUGUGCAGCCUUUCUUCUCAUGCAGUCGGU
This is a messenger RNA of Vitrella brassicaformis, 1866 nucleotides long. NCBI's taxonomy places the organism in Eukaryota, Vitrellaceae. The record is from the annotation of a GenBank genome assembly.